Molecule: messenger RNA, 1192 nt
Organism: Schistocerca americana (American grasshopper)
Lineage: Eukaryota; Metazoa; Arthropoda; Insecta; Orthoptera; Acrididae
Product: trypsin alpha-like
Exons: 3
Coding region: 1-1026 (341 amino acids)
Biological process (GO): proteolysis
Molecular function (GO): serine-type endopeptidase activity
Source: RefSeq, a predicted model, not a curated record
AUGGCCGGUUUUCAAGCCACCUUUGCGGCCGAGAGGGCCGCACUAAAGGAGGAGCUCGCAACUGUGCAUCGCCAGCUCCAGCAGCUGCGCGAAGAGCUGCGAGCUAUCAAGAAACAGCCACCGGUUCCCGCCGCCGCCCCUCCUGUGAGUCGACCGGUGGGGGUCGACGCGGCCACGCAGGCAACCGACGCCAAGUCCCCCGCAGCAACGCGGGAGGCGGCGCCAAUGGAUACCGACGACGUGACCUCGACAACAGUAGCUGCGAUGAUGUUGCGCCUCCUCCUCGCUGUCCUGUGUCUGGUGUCUUGUGGCCUGGCCGCCCCCCGGCCGGUCAGGGUCAGGGCCAGAGGGGACGGCCGGAUAAUCGGCGGCACCUUCACCGACAUCGCCAGCUACCCGUGGAUGGUCUCCAUGCAGAUCAACGGCCUCCAUUAUUGCGGGGCGUCCGUCAUCAGCAGCAACUGGGUGCUGACCGCCGGCCACUGCCUCUAUGGUGCCAACAUCGCCACCUACAGUGUGAGGGCCGGCACCACGACACGCGAGAGCGGCGGCGUCGUGUCCGCCGUGGCGUACGGUGUUCUGCACGGCUACUACGACCCCAACACGAUUGACUACGACAUCUCGGUGCUGCAGGCAGCCACUCCUCUGCCCAUCGGUGGCAACAUACAGAUCGUGGGUCUCCCUGCCCAAGGCUACGACCCACCAGGCGGGCUCGCAGUCACCAUCACUGGCUGGGGAGGCACAGCCUCCACGGGGCCGCCGGCGCCGCCCACGAUGAUGAAGGUGGACAUCACCGUCAUCGACCGCGCCAGCUGCGUGGCCAGGUUUGGCGUCACCGACCGCAUGAUCUGCGCCGGCGAGGCCGGCAAGAGCACCUGCUAUGGCGACUCCGGCGGUCCGCUCGUUAGUGGCAGCACUCAGGUCGGCAUCGUCUCGUGGGGAAGGCAACAGUGCGAGUCCGAUGGAGGCGUCUACGCUAACGUCGGCAACCUCCGGUCCUGGAUCACGGCUGCCGCUGGCGUCUGAUCAAGUUCUCUCAUUCUAUACAAAUUAAUGAACAGGUUGCAAAAUAAUCGGUUGUCAUAUACACUCGGAGGUUCUCAAAUUAUAGUCUUGUAUCAAAUAUGUCUAACGGUGUACAUCAAGCAUCACUAGCAUCAAAUAAAGGAUAUUAUCUUUAACUUGGAAAAUA